Molecule: messenger RNA, 312 nt
Organism: Miscanthus lutarioriparius
Lineage: Eukaryota; Viridiplantae; Streptophyta; Magnoliopsida; Poales; Poaceae
Source: the annotation of a GenBank genome assembly
AUGACGGCGGCUGGGCGCAUAACGGCGGGAUCUGCAGCGGCGGCACGGCAACAGCAAGCGGCGGCACGGCAACGUCGAGCUAGCGCGCGGGAGAAGGCCGGCUCGGGCGAGCGCGCGCCGUGCGAGGGAAAGGAAUCGCGGUCGCGGGGAGGGUGGAUGGCGCUGGUGUACGAGAUCCAUGGAGACGACGCCCGCCUCCCCAGCGCGGUCUCUCGUGGUUUCUUCAGCCUCGAUGCGCUCGUAGACGUCGUUUCUAACUUAGGCCCUGUUCGGAAGGUAAAUAAGCCGACUGAUUGUGAGAGAAUAGCUUAA